UUUUAUUGAUUAGCACUUACAAUAUCUAGCAUUUGAUACCUAACGCAUCGUUAUCAAUCUUAUGACGGUCGAUGCAAAUAUUUUGAGACUCACUGAUAACAAUCAAUGGAAUUGUUGGAUAUUUAAGACUUACUGUCGCGUAGUCUUACAAGAAGAGUGUAACAACGUGUGUGUUAAAUUUAGUUGACCAAAGUUAAAAUGAUUGAUAAGAUUUGUUACGUGAUCUUUGCCUCAUUUGUUCUCGUUACAAUAACAACGGCGCAGAAUGCAACUAUUUGCGACGAAGAGGAGCCAGACGCGUUCAUACCGAAUGUGAGAGAUUGUAACGCUUGGUACAGAUGUGGACCGCAUGGUCCCGAGCCCGGAAACUGCCCUCCAGAGUUCAAUUUUAACCCAUUGACUCGCGGUUGUGAUUGGCCUGAAAAUGUUCAAUGCUUCCGAUGUCCUAGCAAUCAAACGAUUUCCACUCAUAUUAUGGAUAGAAGUUGCCGAUCGUUCAUCCGAUGCAUAGGCGGCGUUCCGUCGCAAUUAAUGUGUCAGCCAGGAUUGCAAUUUAACAACAUAACCGGACAGUGUGACUUGGAAUCGGUAGUACAGUGCUCAUUGAGAUUCAGAUGCCCAGAUAGGUUGCCAAUUGAUGGAAGUAUCAUUGCAAUUCGUGACCCUAACAACUGUUCAGUAUUUCACAUCUGCGUUGGUGAUCCUGACCCUGUUCGACAAGAAUGCAACAGAGAGCUUCACUUCGAUCCAAUUUCUGGCCUAUGUACGUUUCCAAACUUAACCGACUGCAAUGCGAAGCCAGUACUUCCGCCAGACGUUCCAGAAGACCCUAUAUUCAGGUGUCCAAGCGACGGCCCACAUCCACAUCCCUCAUCUUGUUCCAUAUAUUUCAUAUGCGCUAAUGGAUUUCCCCAUGAAUUCACGUGUGCGGACGGUUUGCACUUUAAUGCCGGUUCUGGAUUGUGUGACUUUCCACACGAAGCCAAUUGUGAUCGGGAGAAUCAUAGAUGGAGUAAAGGAUACUUUGAGAAGUUUCGAAGUGUUAUCGACUACGACGACCAAGUUAACUCCGGCUAGCAUUCCCUUACCAGGGAAACUUUGAAAAAUAAAUAAAUUUUUGUCGCUUUU
Messenger RNA from Bradysia coprophila, 1128 nucleotides. RefSeq lists its product as uncharacterized. Gene Ontology annotation, molecular function: chitin binding. The record is from RefSeq and is a predicted model, not a curated record. Gene Ontology annotation, cellular component: extracellular region. Lineage: Eukaryota; Metazoa; Arthropoda; Insecta; Diptera; Sciaridae.